Messenger RNA from Thermothelomyces thermophilus ATCC 42464, 2815 nucleotides. RefSeq lists its product as uncharacterized. Gene Ontology annotation, cellular component: Set3 complex. Bases 126 to 1949 code for a protein of 607 amino acids. Lineage: Eukaryota; Fungi; Ascomycota; Sordariomycetes; Sordariales; Chaetomiaceae. The transcript is spliced from 6 exons. Gene Ontology annotation, biological process: regulation of transcription by RNA polymerase II. The record is from RefSeq and is a predicted model, not a curated record. Gene Ontology annotation, molecular function: protein binding; transcription corepressor activity.
CAACAAUCUGCUCGGCGACGCAGCGAUCCAGUCUGCGCGCUUUCUAAUCAUCGCUGCUGCCAACAGUGACGUAACCGAUACGUUUCCUCACGCCCGGCUCGUUGCCGCACGCCGGCGUACCGACAAUGAAGGAGCUACUCGACACGGAUCGGGUCAACUUUCUUGUUUGGAGGUAUCUGCUCGAAUCAAAUUAUCGAGAGACGGCUGCCAAGCUGCAAAAGGAAUGGAGGGUGCAUCAGCCUCACAGGCAGUUUGACUUUGCUGCUCAUGUCAACACAUAUGCCCUCGUGUCACUGCUCAACAAAGGCCUCAUUUACGAAGACUACCAAAGGAAAUUUGCGGCUGCGCAAGAGGCAGCCCGCGAUGUGCCGGCAGCGGCCCAGGAGCCGCCGCGGGGGGUAUUUGGGCCAUUGAAAUUCCAGCCCGAGGUAGUGGACGAAAAUGGGGAGGACGAUGAAGAAUCAGAGCCAGAGCCAGAGGCCGAGGAGAUCGAGAACCCACGAAAGCGGGCGGUCGAGCGGCAGCAUCACCGCGAAUUGUCGCAUGGGUCCCCCGCAAAAAGACAGCGGCUCAGCAACGGCUACGAGAAUGGGGCCGAUUCAGCCACCACGCCAAUGGAAAUCGACCAACCGGCCGAAAACAACCACGCCUAUCCGUCACCGCUCGAAGGCGAACAGGCCGAGUCCCCGCUCCUGCGCACCGAGGGCCCGUCGCGCGGCACGCAGGUCGAAAAGGUGCGAGACCUGACGCAGGACACCGUCUUUCUGCGCCUCAGCCCCGGCGAAUGCCCGGAUGGUAGCGAAAACCCUAUUGUGCUCCUCUGCGAGUGGAACCCCCGCGACCCAACUCUCUUGGCGACCGCCGGCACAGACGCGCUAGCCCGCAUCUGGACGCUGCCCUGUGGGUCCGCCCCGGAUGCGGAUCCUGGUCACGUGGAUCCCGCCGGCCGACCGUUCCUGAGCAUCGUCGAGGACGACCUGCCCAAGAAUGCGGCAGUCUCCGCCAUGGCGUGGAGUUCGAACGGCGAGCUCAUUGCGCUUGGAACCGAGCUAGGAAGCAAAUCGCGCGUGAGCGUCUGCUCUGCCGACGGAACGAGCCUGCAGCGCUUCGACGGCCUCGACACGCCCAUCACGAACCUCUGCUGGAGCCCCAACAGCAACUUCCUUCUCGCCAUCAGCCCGGAUGUGAGCAAGGGGGUGGAUAAUGCCGGUACCCUGAUUCACAUCUCGUCUCCGUCGAUGGUAAACUCGCUGUCGCAUGUCCUAGACCACGACCUGCGUUCCGACAGCCUUGACGCGACAUGGAUCAGCGAGACUGAAUUCCUCCUGUGCGGCGGCAACCUUCUGGUCUCUUUCCGAUGCACGGAGCAGGGCAUCGUUCAGGGCAGGGAGUUCCAAACGGGGAAGGACGAGCGCUUCAGCCUAGUCGAGUUCGAUUGGAGGUCAAAUCUGGUUGCUACUGCCAGUGAUAAGGGCUACAUCGAUAUAUGGGACGAAUCUGGCAAACGUCGUUCGAUUCCGGCUCAUGAUGGCGGCGUUACCAGCCUCAAAUGGCAGCCGCUACAAGGAGAGCCUGCCGAAGACGAGCGGCUGCUUGUAUCCGGAGGUGAGGACGGUGCGAUCCUAAUCUGGAACGUUCGCAGUGCCGAGAACAAGCCGAAGUAUUCCAUCACCAUGCCGCCCCCGCUCGCGGUCAACAACCUCUCAAUGAGCCCAGACGGGGCACUUAUCGCCGUUGCGACGCAUGAUAGGAUUCUCGUCUGGAAGAUUGGCGAUCACAUGUUGCCCAAGGCGAGCUGGGUGCCACAAUCGGGCUGGCAGAGUCCCAGCUCGGGCAGCGACACCGAGGACGCCAUUCCUUGCUUGGGCUGGGAUUGCGAGGGGAAGCGCCUGGUCUACGGGCUGGAGAACAGGCUUGCCGUCAUCAGCGUUCGAGAACACGAGAGGUGAUAAUUACCUGACCAAGAUCGAAACCGAAACACUCACACCGUUUGCCGCGAUGGGCCGGGGAUCCAGCUUUGGUAGACGGCCCCCGGGAGGUGUCUUUGGGUGAACUCAUCCGAGCCGAGGAAGCAAAAACACUCGUCUGUUGGCUCGAUUGCCUCUCGACCAAAGGAAGCUGCAAGCAGCGGAUAUUCGACCACGUAAUACCCGAGGCGGCCGCGUCACUCAAGAUAUCGCCGUCAUUGCCGUAGCAGGAUCCUGACGUCAGCGCCCCUACGAGAGGCCCCCGGGGUUGGGGAUCGCCAUCCAGGUCGGCACCACCCUUCCGAACCACCUUGUCUCAAAAGCAAUGGUUCGAUCUCGGCGAGGAUGCACCGCCGAGAACCUAGGCGGCUGCGCUGGAUAGGUUGCUGCGGAUGGGGUCUCGCGCCCCUCGCGGAAUGCAGGCCGACUGCCCUUGGAUUGGGAAUAUGGAUAUCUGGCAGCCCACCCUGCAUUGCUAUAUCUCGCCGAGCGGAGGGGCGGGAAUGGGCAGGUUCCAUAUGGUUUUGCCGGUCCUCCUUUUUUUGAUUGCCGUAGACGGGUUUUUGACCCAGGGAGACAUGUCCAACAGACAUUUCGCCUUGAUCAGCAGCUUGCGUGUACCAUUGUCACCAGGAUAUAAGCACCUCGUCGCCAUUGUUUUGUCUCGAUCGGGCGUACUUGCGGAAAGAAAUCCCCCCCCCCCCCGGGCGUGGACUACCGAUUUGGUCUGGUGACUGGCGAUUAGGAGUGGAAAAGGUCAGCGUUUGAAUUCGUCUACGAAUCACUUCAAGGAGCUUUUUUUUUUUUUUCCAAUGUUGAGCGGGAAGGUGAAGGGUCAAUGGGCGCGG